GGAGACUAGACACAGCUCCAUCGUCUUUUCUCCUUUGUGAGAAAAUUGUCUUUUUUUUUGGAACAAACAAACACAAUCAUUUCUGUUUCAUUUCUCAAACCCUAACCCUAAUCUCCGAUUCUUCUCCUCGCCGCUAAUUUUAGAUAAUAAUAACUGUAGAUCAAACCCUAAUUUUUGUGAUCAUGGCCUCCGCCACUUCUAAUAACCCUAACUCUUCUUCUCCUCACACUUCCGAGACUCAAUCCCCACGCCGUCCUUCACGUCAGGUCUCCUCUCCCUGGACUCAAAUCGUCCGCGGCGGCGAUUCGGACCCCACGAUCGCCGCCGCAACCGCCGCCGCAGCUCAAUCUAAGCCUCCGAUCGAGCCGAUUGCUUCUCCUCUUGCUGGAAACGAGAAAUCUUCUCAUUUGAGGGUUGAGGAGAAAUCGGAGGAAUCUGGUGCUCAAAGCAAUGCUGGAAAGAAGCCAGUUUGGAAAAGGCCUUCUAAUGGUGGUGGUGGUGGAGCUGCUUCUUCUGAGGUUGGACCUGUGAUGGGAGCUUCUUCGUGGCCUGCUCUCUCUGAGGCUGCUAACAACAAGUCUUCCUCUGAUGUGAUAGUAGCGCCACCUGUCAUCGUUUCUCAGGGAAUUGUUAAUGCUUCUGUUCCUUCUGCACCUAAGCAAGUCAGCCGUGGAAACCCUAAUCAAACACCAAACAAUUCUCGCCAGAGAUCAUUUAAACGGAAUAACUCUUCUGGAUCCUCUGCUAAUGGUACUGCUCCUCAGCAAUCAGCACAAGGUUCGCUUGCUGAAUCUCCCUCUCACAACCCUUCUCCUAGAGGGCAGAACCAGAGGAACGGCUUUCCAUCACAAACCCACGGUGCUAGUGGUGGUGGUGGAGGUGAGAAUGUAUCUCAAAGAGACUCGUACAGGAACCAAAAUGGUAACCAUCACCAAACUCACGGCGGUGGUAGGCGUAAUCAUGAGCACGGGAAUCAGAAUUGGGGUUUCAGCAGGAGCUUUAAUGGGAGAGAUGGGAAUGUACAAUCACAAAGAGGAGGUGCUCCAGCUUUUGUAAGACAUCCACCUCCUCCCCCACCUGUGCAGACAAUCCCCCCUCAGUUUAUCGCAGCUCAGCCUUUUGCCACUCCUCUGCCUUUCCCUCCUGAAUUGGCAUCGCAAUAUUAUCAGCGUAUGCCUUUCGUUGCUCCUCCUCUCUCACCUGGACCAGUCUACUUCCAUGUCCAAGACCCUCCUUUGAACAUAAAACUUCAGAAGCAGAUACAUUAUUAUUUUAGUGAAGAGAAUUUGAUUAAAGAUACAUAUCUUCGUGGGAAGAUGGAUGGUCAGGGUUUUGUUCCAAUACCUGUGAUUGCUGCUUUCAAUAAGGUUGCAGAACUUACAGUUAACGUCCAGCAGAUAGCGGAUGCUCUACAAGGUUCACCUGUUGUUGAAGUGCAGGGUGAAAGAAUAAGGAAACGCUAUAAUUGGCAGCAUUGGUUGCUUCCUAAAGGACCGGACACUGCGGUUUCAAGCCCACAAUCUGUUGCUGCAGUAGCAAGCCGAGUUGGAAACUUGGCUCUUGGUGAGAGCUCGGCGGAUCCAAAUGGUGGUUCAAGCGGUCAGGUGCAACCUGCGGAAGCAGAUGGUGCAACCCGUUGA
Messenger RNA from Eruca vesicaria subsp. sativa (arugula), 1640 nucleotides. The record is from the annotation of a GenBank genome assembly. NCBI's taxonomy places the organism in Eukaryota, Viridiplantae, Streptophyta, Magnoliopsida, Brassicales, Brassicaceae.